This is a messenger RNA of Gavia stellata (red-throated loon), 1730 nucleotides long. RefSeq names its product MYC proto-oncogene, bHLH transcription factor (gene MYC). The record is from RefSeq and is a predicted model, not a curated record. The coding region runs from base 1 to 1251 and encodes 416 amino acids. Lineage: Eukaryota; Metazoa; Chordata; Aves; Gaviiformes; Gaviidae. Gene Ontology annotation, molecular function: RNA polymerase II cis-regulatory region sequence-specific DNA binding; protein dimerization activity; DNA-binding transcription factor activity, RNA polymerase II-specific. Gene Ontology annotation, biological process: positive regulation of cell population proliferation; regulation of transcription by RNA polymerase II. The transcript has 2 exons.
AUGCCGCUCAGCGCCGGCUUCCCCAGCAAGAACUACGACUACGACUACGACUCGGUGCAGCCCUACUUCUACUUCGAGGAGGAGGAGGAGAACUUCUACCUGGCGGCGCAGCAGCGGGGCAGCGAGCUGCAGCCCCCCGCCCCGUCCGAGGACAUCUGGAAGAAGUUUGAACUGCUGCCCACGCCGCCCCUCUCCCCCAGCCGCCGCUCCAGCCUGGCCGCCGCCUCCUGCUUCCCCUCCACCGCCGACCAGCUGGAGAUAGUGACCGAGCUCCUCGGGGGGGACAUGGUCAACCAGAGCUUCAUCUGCGACCCGGACGACGAGUCCUUCGUCAAGUCCAUCAUCAUCCAGGACUGCAUGUGGAGCGGCUUCUCCGCCGCCGCCAAGCUGGAGAAGGUGGUCUCCGAGAAGCUGGCCUCCUACCAGGCGGCCCGCCGGGAGGGGGGCCCCGCCGCCCGCCCCGGCCCGCCGCCCGCCGGGCCGCCGCCGCCCGGCCUCGCCGCCUCCCCCGCCGCCUCGGCCGGCCUCUACCUGCACGACCUGGGCGCCGCCGCCGCCGACUGCAUCGACCCCUCGGUGGUCUUCCCCUACCCGCUCAGCGAGCGGGCCCCGCGGGCCGGACCGCCCGGCGCCAGCCCCGCGUCCCUGCUGGGCGACGACACGCCGCCCACGACCAGCAGCGACUCGGAGGAAGAACAAGAGGAAGAUGAGGAAAUUGAUGUCGUUACAUUAGCUGAAGCAAAUGAAUCGGAAUCCAGCACAGAGUCCAGCACAGACACAUCAGAAGAGCACAGUAAGCCCCACCACAGCCCGCUGGUUCUCAAACGGUGUCACGUCAACAUCCAUCAGCACAAUUACGCCGCUCCUCCCUCCACCAAGGUUGAAUACCCAGCUGCAAAAAGGCUAAAGUUGGACAGUGGCAGAGUUCUCAAACAGAUCAGCAAUAACCGAAAAUGCUCGAGUCCCCGCACGUCAGACUCAGAAGAGAACGAUAAGAGGCGAACGCACAACGUCUUGGAGCGCCAGAGGAGAAAUGAGCUGAAGCUGAGUUUCUUUGCCUUGCGUGACCAGAUACCCGAGGUGGCCAACAACGAAAAGGCGCCCAAGGUUGUCAUCCUGAAAAAAGCAACAGAGUACGUUCUCUCCAUCCAGUCGGACGAACACAGACUGAUCGCAGAGAAAGAGCAGUUGAGACGGAGGAGAGAACAGUUGAAACACAAACUCGAGCAGCUAAGGAACUCUUGUGCAUAGGAACUCCUGGGCAUCGCUUAGAAAAACCCAAACUAGACUGAAACGAUGAUAAAAUAUUAAUGUUUCUAAUAUCACUCAUGAACUACACCAGUCCAUCGAGUAUGGAACUAUUGCAACUGCAUGCUGUGCGAUUUAACUUGAGACUACACAACCUUGGCUGAAUCUCCCAAGGGUUUGGCCAGAACCUCAAAACUGCCUCAUAAUUGAUACUUUGGGCAUAAGGGAUGAUGGGACAUUCUUCAUGCUUGGGGAUGAACUCUUCAACUUUUUUUCUUUUAAAAUUUUGUAUUUAAGGCAUUUUUCAUAUGAGAAUCCCAAAAAAAAAGUUGUCCCCAGAUUGCUGUAUAUAUUUACACAUCUUAUUGCCAUGUAAAUACCUUUAAUAAAGUCUUUAUAGAAAAAUGUGCAACAUUAAUACGCAACAGUUGUGGCAACUGGAUUUAUACUUGUCUUGAAUUUCUGUGCCAUAACAUUUCACA